This is a messenger RNA of Phyllostomus hastatus (greater spear-nosed bat), 2426 nucleotides long. It is a transcript of the gene MAP2K6, whose product is annotated as mitogen-activated protein kinase kinase 6. Bases 16 to 1059 code for a protein of 347 amino acids. Lineage: Eukaryota; Metazoa; Chordata; Mammalia; Chiroptera; Phyllostomidae. Gene Ontology annotation, biological process: protein phosphorylation; MAPK cascade. The transcript is spliced from 13 exons. Gene Ontology annotation, molecular function: MAP kinase kinase activity; ATP binding. The record is from RefSeq and is a predicted model, not a curated record.
UUUCUCAUUUGUUUAAUGCAGGGAGAUGUAGGGCAAUUCAAAAGGAAAGAUUCAAGGAACUUUUCUAAAGGCAAGAAGCGAAACCCUGGCCUUAAAAUUCCAAAAGAAGCAUUUGAACAACCUCAGACCAGUUCCACGCCACCUCGAGAUUUAGACUCCAAGGCAUGCAUAUCUAUUGGAAAUCAGAAUUUCGAGGUGAAAGCGGAUGACCUGGAGCCCAUAGUGGAGCUGGGACGGGGGGCGUACGGCGUGGUGGAGAAGAUGCGGCACGUGCCCAGUGGGCAGAUCAUGGCGGUGAAGCGGAUCCGGGCCACAGUAAAUAGCCAGGAGCAGAAAAGGCUACUGAUGGAUCUGGAUAUUUCCAUGAGGACAGUGGACUGUCCUUUCACGGUCACCUUUUAUGGCGCACUCUUCCGGGAGGGUGAUGUUUGGAUCUGCAUGGAGCUCAUGGAUACAUCGCUAGAUAAAUUCUACAAGCAAGUGAUUGAUAAAGGCCAAACGAUUCCAGAGGACAUCUUAGGGAAAAUAGCAGUUUCUAUUGUAAAAGCAUUAGAACAUUUACACAGUAAGCUCUCUGUCAUCCAUCGAGACGUCAAGCCCUCCAACGUGCUGAUCAAUACCCUGGGCCAAGUGAAGAUGUGUGAUUUUGGAAUCAGUGGCUACCUUGUAGACUCAGUUGCUAAAACUAUUGAUGCAGGGUGCAAGCCAUACAUGGCUCCUGAAAGAAUAAACCCAGAGCUCAACCAGAAGGGAUACAGCGUGAAGUCGGACAUCUGGAGUCUGGGCAUCACAAUGAUUGAGUUGGCCAUCCUCCGGUUCCCCUAUGAUUCAUGGGGAACUCCUUUCCAGCAGCUCAAACAGGUGGUAGAGGAGCCGUCGCCACAGCUCCCAGCAGACAAGUUCUCCGAAGAGUUUGUGGACUUUACCUCACAGUGCUUGAAGAAGAAUUCCAAAGAACGGCCAACAUAUCCAGAGCUUAUGCAACAUCCAUUUUUCACCCUACAUGAAUCCAAAGCAACAGAUGUGGCAUCUUUUGUAAAACUGAUUAUUGGAGACUAAAAGCAAUGGACUCAAUCAGUGGACCCUCCUGUGGAUUGGUUCCUGGAAGGUCAAGGGGUGAAGUGAUCCACAGGGAAAAUACUACCGAUUCUAACCUGGAAACACUGCUUUUGGAACAUCAAGGCUACUCUUGGCAGUACAGAGGCAGAAGAUUUUGAUGAAACAAGGAAGAAGAGGACACACUCUGUUUCUUUCCCCACCUCAAGUUCACAAAUAUGGAGAGAGGAUUGCUCCCCCAGUGCUCCCAUUCUUCCCCUAUUAGAUUUUGAAGUGCGAUUAUAUUUUUCUCUGUUAGCAUUUUCUCUUUGGUCUUGACCUCUAGCUCACAGCAGUUGCCCAAAGAGGCUAUGGCAUUUCCAUGAACGUCUUCGUAUUCAGUUGCAAGAGAUACCUGUUUGAUUCAACAUCCGUUUCGUUUCAUCUGCUCUGAAGCUACCUCUGUUCUCAUCUUUUUCCAGCCAGAAAAGGGGUGUUAUCUUAAUGGUCAUGACGAUUCAUUUUCCGACCCAUCUUCCUACAUCUGCAAGUUUCCCUCCAAGUCAGAAAAGAAAAAAAUCACAACUGUAUUUUUUGCUUUAUUUAUCUAUCUUAUGAAAAAAGAAAGUAGUAGAAACAAAUCUGAGGUCAUUCCAUUACAGCUUUGUGAAAUAUGUAAAGCAAAACAUCUUUCUGGUCUGGGUCAGAUUACUCUUAACUGUUAUUCAGUGUGGUUUCUACUUGGAAAUAUUCUUAACCAAGUGUGUUUCUCAUGUGUGCACAUCUCCAUUCGGUAAGCCCAAGGCCUGAGCUUCCAGAAUAAUUGUAGUGGGGUAGAGACGUUAGUCAGUGGUUCUCAACCCUGGGGAGCAUUGGAAUAGCUGGGAGCUUGGAACACCAUCAGUAUCAGGGUUCCCGAGAUUUGGAUUCCAUUGGGCCCUGGGUGGGGCCUGGGAGUUGGUAUUUUUUAUAAGCCACUCAUGUGAUUCCGAAGUGCACCAGGGUUGAGAACACUGGUGUAGUACUUUGUAAAAGGAGAGUUGACUUAAAAUUUGUCUUGAACAUUUGCAGAGAGUAAUGAGUGGCUACAGAGAGGAACAGGAGCCCCCACUUCUUCCCCUGUCCUCACCAGUGGGGACAUCUUUGCCAGUGUUAGCAAAGGCGUGCUCCUGCAAUACUGAUGUGGACUUUGGGAUGCCUUUUCCCCAGGGGCAUGAUGUACUGCAUGAUGAUUAAGUAUCUUAUGUACCAGAGUAGAAUGACUUGAUAGCCUUACAGGUCUAAAGUUUAGAACGUGCUUUUUGAGAACUGUGUUAUAAGUUAUAAACAACUAAUAUUAAAAUAAAUAUAGAGAUGCAUAAACUAUAUCUAAGUUGAUGUAAGUUGGGAGU